AAACGAAUCUGGCAACCCAGAUCCCAUCUGUCACUUAUUCUGUCAUUGGGCAGGACACUAACAUUAUUCCAUGUUAGUAACGUUAUUCUACGCAAGGCAAAACAAAGCUGUUACUUAACGCCAGAAGACAUGGGCUCAGGAGAGAGUACGACCAGAAAAGUGUCCUUCGGUGUCGAUGAUGAGGACAGAGUCAGGAUUCUUCGUGGAGUCAAGCUGUCAGAAGACGUCCUCCAGAGGAUGAGAGGAGUCGCCAACAUUGCUCCAGCACCCAAAUCAUCAGCCUCAGUCCCUCAGAAAGACACAGGUGCCUCUUGCAGCCCCAGCUCAAGCCCUCGUCCCCAGCAGAGCCCACAGCACCGGGCCCAACCCAAAGCCCAGUCCAACGCCAGCAAACCAGCCUCCUACACCAAGGAAGAACAGAGAAAGUAUGAACAUCAGCAGACUAUACUGAAGGAGGAAUUGGCCAAGGUGGCACAGAGAGAGAGCGAGGAGAUGACUAAAGCCAGGACCCAGGAAAGGCUACAAACACGUCUGGAAGCCGAGAAGACCAGAAAACUGUCUGCAGAUGAGAUAAAAGCGAUGGCUCAGCAGCUACAGAAGAAAGAUUCACAGCUUAAAGCAUUGGAUGCCUUCUACAAGGAGCAGCUGGCACAACUGGAGCAGAGGAAUUUGCAAAGAUACGAACAGAGCAAGGAGCAAUUCCACGAAGCUGCCUCCAAGACGGAAACGAUUGUGAGGGCCCGCAAUACAGAGCCAGUGUGUUCCGGCCUGCAGUCUCAGAUCUUAUCCUGUUACAAGGGGAACAGCGACCAGACCCUAAGGUGUUCAGACCUGGCCAAAGAAUACAUGCGAUGUAUCGACGCUGCAAAGAAGAACCUGCUGGUGAACCACGGAUGAAGACGGGAAAGAAAAGGGUAAAACACUUACUCAACGAAGGCUUUUACUCUGGCACCGAGAGCCGCUCCCGUCGCAAUCCUGUUUUGAAAUUUGAGAGAGUUGAUUUGCUGUUAGCAUGCCUUGUUUUUAAGAGUUUCUUAAUAUGCUAUUUAUCCUUGGUAUCAUCCAGUAAAGUUUCUUUAUAAUUCUGCACAGCUACAGAGGAGCUUCUGAAACGGAAAAAAAAAAAAAAAAGUGUGUGUGUGCUUUAGAUUCAUGGUAUGAGUCAGUACACUUUCAAUCGAGUCAUUCGCAACAGCAAAAGAAAGUAUUUCUAAGAUGUGAGUUGCAGAUAUCCAUUCAGGGUCAUUCCUGCUCCAUCUGAAUGUGAGAUCUGGUUAACGUCCAAACUUCAGCUGCUUUUGUUGGGAUGAAAUUUAAAAAAAAAAAAGAAAAGAAAAGUGAAGUGAAUUGAGUGCAUAGGGACCGUCCAUGUCUUGAUCUCUGAUUGAAAGAAGAACUGAUGGAGUUUUAUUGCUUUUGAGUUUUCUGGUUUUGUAUAUUUUGUAACGCAGGAAUAAGCUCAGGUAAUCCUGGCCAUGACUCUAAUUCAUCAAACCUGUGAUGUACUGUUUGAUUUUAUUAAACCAUUCAUAUCCUGUGACA
Molecule: messenger RNA, 1542 nt
Organism: Acanthopagrus latus (yellowfin seabream)
Lineage: Eukaryota; Metazoa; Chordata; Actinopteri; Spariformes; Sparidae
Gene: chchd6a
Product: coiled-coil-helix-coiled-coil-helix domain containing 6a
Exons: 9
Coding region: 130-897 (255 amino acids)
Biological process (GO): cristae formation; DNA damage response
Cellular component (GO): mitochondrion; MICOS complex
Source: RefSeq, a predicted model, not a curated record